AUGUUUAAACUUGACGAUCUCCUCAAGGAGCUAGGUGAGUUUGGUCCCUACCAGCGCAGGGUGUUCGCCAUCACCUGUACCAUCGUCUUCUUCUCCUCAUGGCUGUCAAUGAUUCCAGUCUUCCUGGCGGCUACAGUCGAUCACUGGUGCGAGACCCCCGAAUGGACUCCCGGAUGUGAGCAGUAUGGACUUUCAGAGGAAGCUUGCGCACUAGCCCAGAAGGAAGGAAGUAUCCCUUCCAACUACACGUCAGAUGGUGAGCUUGAGUACGCACAAUGUGAGAAAUACAACGUGUCAGGAGAGGAAUUCUGGCCUGGGAUCGAUCCAUCCAACUACAGCAGCGGAUCACUACCAGUCAUUGAGUGUGACCAGGGAUGGGCCUACGAUACCAGUCAGUACAAAUCUUCUAUAGUUACAGACUUCGACCUGGUGUGUGGAAAGGAAGAUCUCACACAGGUGUCCCAAUCGCUAUACUUCGGAGGCUAUCUGCUCGGAUCCGUCGUGUUCGGAUCUCUUGCUGACGUAAUCGGACGAUGGUGGUCUUUGAUGAUCUGCAUGAUCAUCCGUCUCAUUGCCGGGUUCGCCCUUGCCUUCUCCCCGUCAUGGUGGGUGUUCUCUACCAUUCGAUUUAUUCAAGGAUUCGUCGCCAUCCCAAUUUACAUCAUUUCCUUCGUAUUAGCAAAUGAGUUUGCGGGCACUUCAAAACGAAACAUCACCGGGAUACUUUUCGCUGUCCCCUUUGCCACGGGGUACGUAUGCCUUGCUCUGGUUGCCUACUUCAUUCGCUACUGGAAGACUCUAGAGAUCGUUGCUACUGUUCCUACUCUCGUCCUGAUGGCAAUUAUGAUGUUCCUACCCGAGUCGGUAAGGUGGCAAAUAUCUAGCGGUAGAUACGACAAAGCGGAGAAGACACUUGCAACAAUGGCUAAAUCCAACAAGAAGACACUUCCAUCACCGCUCUUUACUGAGCAAUUCAAAGAGCAAAGGAAAUCAGAAGGAGCGGGACAUCAAGCAUCUGCCUUGGACCUCUUCCGAACUCCUAAGAUGCGAAUGCGAAGCAUUAAUCUCACCUUUAACUGGAUGGUUAACGCAGUCGUUUACCAUGGAUUGUCUUUGAACACAUCCAACCUCGGGGUCAACGAUUACCUUGCCUUUGCAAUCGCAGGAGCCGUCGAGAUCCCAGCCUACCUCUUCUCAUCUGUACUCGUCGAAGUUAUCGGGAGACCUCGAUGUCUCUGCGGUCUGCUCCUCCUCAGCGGAGCCUCGCUACUCUCUUCAGCCAUAUUUCCCCCUGGAACGGCACUUACAGUCUUUGCUAUGAUAGGCAAGUUUGGUAUAUCUGCUGCCUAUGCAGUCCUCUUCCUGUAUACUGUUGAACUCUACCCAACGUCAAUCAGGAGCUCCGCGAUGGGCCUAUUCUCGACCUUCUCCCGCGUGGCAGGUAUCAUCUCUCCCCUCAUUCUCACACUAUCCAAGUACUGGCGCCCCCUCCCCAUGGUGAUCUAUGGUGCAGCAGGGGUAGCCGUCGGGUUCUCCACCCUCCUCCUCCCCGAAACCCGAGGGAGGAAACUCCCUGACACGCUGGAAGAGGGCGAGAACUUUGGAAUGAAAAGCCUAAAAGAGGAGAAGGUGAAUGUAACAUCGAAGACGAGGUCUGUUCAAAUAAACUGUUCCGAGGAGGAAAAAGGAGUUGCAGUUUAAAUUUACCAAUAUGCAAUUUAAAAGAGAUUGUAAGAUGAUCG
Molecule: messenger RNA, 1742 nt
Organism: Strongylocentrotus purpuratus (purple sea urchin)
Lineage: Eukaryota; Metazoa; Echinodermata; Echinoidea; Camarodonta; Strongylocentrotidae
Product: organic cation transporter protein-like
Exons: 11
Coding region: 1-1701 (566 amino acids)
Biological process (GO): transmembrane transport
Cellular component (GO): membrane
Molecular function (GO): transmembrane transporter activity
Source: RefSeq, a predicted model, not a curated record